This is a messenger RNA of Aedes albopictus (Asian tiger mosquito), 1141 nucleotides long. Its product is annotated as odorant receptor 85f-like. The record is from RefSeq and is a predicted model, not a curated record. Lineage: Eukaryota; Metazoa; Arthropoda; Insecta; Diptera; Culicidae. Gene Ontology annotation, biological process: sensory perception of smell; detection of chemical stimulus involved in sensory perception of smell. Gene Ontology annotation, cellular component: plasma membrane. The transcript has 4 exons. The coding region runs from base 288 to 1064 and encodes 258 amino acids. Gene Ontology annotation, molecular function: olfactory receptor activity; odorant binding.
AGAUUGUGGCCCUAACCAACCACCGGUGUAUCGAGAGGCAAUCGUCAAGACCAAUCGGUUCAUCAGGAACAUCUGCCGGUUCUAUUUCGCGUACACCGGACUGAACAUUCCCGUGUACAUCGUAAUGCCACCUGCGUUGACCUUCUACAAGUAUUUCUCGUGGAACAGCAACUCAAGUGAACCGUUCUACUUCAACUUUCCCAACGAGUGAUAGCUUUACGAGACCGACACUUUUGCAUUAGUAACUAUCAAUUGGUUAUCGUUUUUUUUUUUUCAGACUGCCGUACAUGAACCACUUCAACAUGGGGCACUACAUUACUGUCACGUCGCUGAUUGCCCCGAUUUUUUUCUGCAGUGCCUUGUUUCUGGCCAUGAAAUCGAUGGUGUACUACAGUUUGAUCAAAUACGUAUCGCUUAUGUUUAAACUGGUUGUCAAACGAAUUCGAUUGCUGGAUAGUUCAAUUAGCAUUGGGGGAGGCUCUCGUCUAGAACACGCUGUAGACGAUGUGAUUAGAGCCCACUAUCUGGCUUUGAGGUGUGCUCAGCUGUUGGAGGAACUGAUCAGUCUAAUUCUCUUGGCACAGUUUUUGGGAUGCGUAAUCGUGUGGUGUUUGCUACUGUUCUACAUAACGUUGAACGUAAGCGGUGUAGGAGCGAUGACAACGUUGAUCCUGUGUGAAAUCGUCGCAUUCGAAAUGUUGGCAUUUUCGUAUUUUGGAUCCGAGCUGACCGAAAUUAGCGAAUCAUUGGCUCACGAGAUCUACAGCUUCCGUUGGUACGAUGCUCCCAUGACGGUGCGGAAGAAAGUGCUGCUGAUGUCCGUCCGGGCUCAGCAAAUUGUCGGAAUCACCGCCCUGCGGUUCUACUACGUGAGCAUCGAACAAUUUGGCCAGGUAAUGAUCAGUGAAACCAACAAUAAAAUAACUCAUUGCCAAAUAAUUGCUCUUCAUGUUUCGUUUUCAGGCCGUCCAAACCACUUACUCAUUCUAUCUCGUUAUGAAGAAGCUGUUCGAGUAAUGAAGAGAACAGCGUGUUUUCAUCACCGUCGUAGAUAUAAUUUGUAGCGAAAUGCCUCCAAGUGUUUGGCACGCAAACUGCGAACAAAUUCAAAUAAACGAUCUCAACAGCGACGGCAAGUGAG